Alternaria arbusti is the source of this 2577-nucleotide messenger RNA. RefSeq lists its product as uncharacterized. Bases 1 to 2577 code for a protein of 858 amino acids. The transcript is spliced from 5 exons. Gene Ontology annotation, molecular function: DNA-binding transcription factor activity, RNA polymerase II-specific; zinc ion binding; transcription cis-regulatory region binding. NCBI's taxonomy places the organism in Eukaryota, Fungi, Ascomycota, Dothideomycetes, Pleosporales, Pleosporaceae. The record is from RefSeq and is a predicted model, not a curated record. Gene Ontology annotation, biological process: Mo-molybdopterin cofactor biosynthetic process; regulation of DNA-templated transcription; DNA-templated transcription. Gene Ontology annotation, cellular component: nucleus; cytosol.
AUGGCCGCGCGAACUCACAUGUUCCUCCGCACACCUCCGUCCAUCUUUCCUACACCUCACGCCCAAGGCAUCAUGGCACCCGCCAAAGCGCCUGCGGGCCACUUCUCGAUCCUGUACUUCGCAGCAGCGUCCACCUUCACUGGCAAGACGAGCGAACAUCUUCCUGCACCCGUCCGAGCUCGCGAUGUCUUUGCUAUGCUGGAGGAGCGGUAUCCGGAUAUUCGUGACAAGGUGCUGAGCAGCUGCGCGAUGACGAUCAACAUGGAGUAUGUUGACGUUGGCGAAGAUGAUGCCGAGGACGCGAACAAGCAGAUCGUGGAAGGUGAUGAGGUUGCUAUUAUCCCACCUCUGUCGCAGCCCGCCCCACUAGGGAACAUACUCGAUCCCGCCCUUGAGCAGACAUCGCCGACCGCACCAGGAACAGAGCACGAUGACGACGACCACGACGACCACGACGACGCGCAUGAACACGACACACCUGGUUCUGGCAAAUCUCCCGCCGACCUCAAGCGCCCGCGAGCAUGCGACUCAUGUCGAGGACUGAAGGUCCGCUGCGACCAAGAGCGACCUGAUGUAUCAUGCAGACGAUGCGCAAAAGCAGGCCGGCCUUGCAUCACAACACCGCCGACACGGAAGCGCCAGAAGAAAGCCGACAGUAGAGUCGCUGAGCUCGAACGCAAGAUCGAUGCAUUGACAGCUACACUACACGCGCAGAAGUCGGGAGUACCGGGAGUACCGGAAAUGAGGCACCAUGGAGGCAUACCACAACCCGGUGCCAGCGCCAACGCGAUGCCCAUGCCGGUUGAGGGGCAAUAUCGCAUGGGAACAGUCGAACACGACUGGGCGCAGCCGCCGACGGCCAGAUACCCAGACAUACCAGCCGGCUAUGGUCCGGCACAGAGCUUGCAGAGAGGGCCUGAGCCAAAGCGUAGGAAGAUGGACAAUGCGCACGCUACGAUUCCCGAGGAUAUGGAUGCUAUUCAUCGCGAUCUAGCAGAGCACCCAGAAAUGCGACGAACAAGCAAGAAUAAGAUCCACGCCGACCAUUCACACAUCAGUGCUUUGAUCGACAACCUCAUGACACCGGAUAUCGCGGAGCGGGUUUUCCUUCGUUACGUGAACGAGAUUUGUCCACAUUUCCCUGCCGUACCUUUCCCUCCUGGUACGACAGCGCGUGAAGUCCGAGAGAAAAAACCGCUUCUGUUCCUCGCUGUCCUGGCUGGAUCUUCACAUGGGAGUGCAGAACAACUGGUCUCGCAAGAGGCGCAACGCGAGUUGACCAAGCUCCUCAAAGAUCAGCUUGCCGACAUCAUCUGGCGCAACGGAGAAAAGUCGCUCGAAAUCGUUCAGGCAUUACACAUAUCUGUACUUUGGUAUCGGCCGCCUCUUCAUUUUGAACAGCACAACUUCUACAUGAUGGUCAAUUGCGCUGCCGUAAUGGCUCUUGACCUAGGUCUCGGAAGGAAGGCAACUCCAAAUGUCAUGAGACUCUCGGUUGGUCCGUUCAAGAGGUACCAUCCCAACUCUAGCAGUGUCGAAGCCCGUCGGACUUUCCUUGUGUGUUACUAUCUCUGCAUGAGUAUCACAAUGGUCCUGCGACGACCAAUUCUGCUCCGCUGGACUAAUUACAUGGCGGAGAGUGUUCGCAUACUGGAGACCUCGCCAGAGGCAUUGCCUUCAGACAGACUGCUUUGCCAGCAGGUCAAGAUGGCGCACAUUGGAGAAAAGAUCUCAGUGGAGUUCUGCAUGGAUGACCCUUCAGUCGAGGUCACCAUUUCCGAUCCAAAAGUCAUCUACGCCCUAAAGAUUUUUGAGAACGAGCUCAGCUCACUCAGGGAGGAGAAUUCCUCUCUGGGUGAAAUUGAUCGUGUACGAGCCAUUUACGCUAUCGUUUGCCUAAUGAAGAUGUGGGUAUCAGUCACUAGCUCCGGCGAAGUGGGUAGUAUCAUCUGCCAGGAAGAUCUUAAGAUCGAGGCCUAUACCGAACAACUAGUCUCCAUGUUCAAUGCCAUUGUCUCCCGCGAUGCUCAAUCGCCCCAUGGAAAGUUCUACUUCGUUGCAAAGCGCCUUCAAGAGCGGUUCGCUCACAUCAAAGAGGGUGCUGCUGGCGAGCAACAAACGGAUCCCGAAUACGACUCCACCCGAAACAACAGUCAAACUUCCCGACCCUCCACGCGCCAAUCACCUGCAAACCAAACCCCGCUUCACCUUCUCUCGGAAGUCGCAAUGGGUAGCAGCAACAAUGUCGCUUCUCAGCAACAGCAGCAGCAGCAGACGCAAGCGCAGGCACAGGCGCAAUCUCGUUCUCAGCAACAAGCUCAGGCCGCUUUACAGGCCCACGCGCAGCAUUCUCAGCAAGCCAUGCCAAACUGGUAUCCUAACAUGAACGCACAGCCUACUCCAGAUAUGAUGGGUCUUGGCGCACAACAACCAUUCGAUAUAAACUUCGAUUUCACCCAAUUCGAUCUAGGCACAGGCUCGGACGCAGAUCUGUCAGCACUGUUCAUCCCGGACUCAAUGGCAAUGUGGGGUUACCCUGCCGAUCCCAACAUGCAGGGUGGUUACAAUGGAUACUGA